AUUCCUCUGGGUCGUGUGGUGCUGCUGACGGCUGGAGCCGGUUACGGAGUUUGGAAACGGUCUGACGUCCAUGGAGGCAUCAGCAGAGCAGCCAAGUCCGCAGCCCCCGCAGCCCCCGCAGCCCGGGGAACAUUGCAUCCGUGACGGCGAUUUCGUGGUGCUGAAGCGGGAAGAUGUGUUCAAAGCAGUGCAAGUCCAGCGGAGAAAGAAAGUAACAUUCGAGAAACAGUGGUUCUACCUGGAUAAUGCCAUUGGCCAUAGUUAUGGGUCAACAUUUGAAGUGAGCAAUGGAGGAUGCCUUCAGCUCAAAAAGAAGAAGGAAGAACCUACUUCAGAGACUAAAGAAGCGGGCACUGAUAAUCGAAAUAUAGUUGAUGAUGGAAAGUCCCAGAAACUUACUCAAGAUGAUAUAAAGGCUCUGAAAGACAAGGGCAUUAAAGGAGAGGAAAUAGUUCAGCAGCUAAUUGAAAAUAGUACAACAUUCCGCGACAAGACAGAAUUUGCCCAAGAUAAAUAUAUUAAAAAGAAGAAGAAAAAAUAUGAAGCCAUUGUUACUAUUUUGAAGCCAUCUACCCGUAUUCUUUCAAUUAUGUAUUAUGCAAGAGAACCUGGAAAAAUUAACCACAUGAGAUAUGAUACACUAGCCCAGAUGCUGACAUUGGGAAAUAUCCGUGCUGGCAAUAAAAUGAUUGUCAUGGAAACGUGUUCGGGCUUGGUGCUAGGUGCCAUGAUGGAACGAAUGGGAGGUUUUGGCUCCAUUAUUCAGCUGUACCCUGGAGAUGGACCUGUUCGGGCAGCAACAGCUUGUUUUGGAUUUCCCAAAUCUUUCCUCAGUGGUCUUCAUGAAUUCCCCCUCAACAAAAUAAACAGUCUUCUAAACGGAACAUUUUCUGCUGAGAUGCUGUCCUUGGAGACCAAGGACAGUACUCCGGUUGAACAGAGUAAUGGUGAACAUGAGGAAAAACAGAUAUCUGAACAAGCCGAUGAGGACAACAUAGCAGAAGCCCCAGAACGUAACCUAGAAGAACAGAGAACAAUGGAAACUAUUCCUCAGGACCCAGAGAAUAAGGAGCCUAAAGAAAAAGGAAAUAGAAGAGAUUAUAUUCAGGAAAAGCAAAGAAGACAAGAAGAGCAGAGGAAAAGACAUUUAGAGGCUGCCGCUCUGCUGGGAGAAAGAAAUGCAGAUGGUUUGAUUGUGGCCAGUCGUUUCCACCCCACUCCACUGCUACUGUCUUUGCUAGACUUUGUGGCCCCAUCAAGACCGUUUGUGGUCUACUGUCAGUAUAAAGAGCCUUUGUUGGAAUGCUAUACAAAGCUUCGGGAGAGAGGAGGUGUCAUCAACUUGAGACUGUCUGAAACCUGGCUCAGAAAUUACCAGGUUUUGCCGGAUCGCAGUCAUCCCAAAUUGCUGAUGAGUGGAGGCGGAGGAUACCUUCUGUCGGGCGUCACCGUUGUCUCGGACAGCCUUCGAGCGGACCCCAGCCUCAAGUCUUGUGCAAGCACUUUAGACUCACACGCAGCUGAGGAGCCAGCAGCUAAAAAACAGAAAUGCGUGGGAUCUGGCUCUUAAGAGAUUGCUCUUUGUUCCGAGGCAUUCUGCAGCUGGCAGUUACACUUUAGAUGACAUCACUAAAUGUGUUUUCCUAUCCUCAGGAUGUGUGUACACCUACCCUGGGAAGAAAUAAGCCUUUCGUUUGCUUCUGAUGCAGAUGGGGUUAGUCAGCACUGCAGCUCCGACAUGCGGUAAUGGGUGGGUACAGCAGUCCCAUUUCUGUAACAGACUUUGAGUACUUAAAACUAAUGUCAACAUCCUGAAAAUGUUGAUAUGUAAGACUUUGUUUAUAUUUUAAGCAAAGAUGAAUAAUACAAGCUAGCUAACAUGAUGAACAGAGAAAGGAAGUUCUCUCUCAUCCAUUCUCCUCUACCUAAGCAAUAUGGAUAUGUGCGCCUAUGAGAUUUACAGUACCAAAAAAUUGUGCCCUGCAAUGGAAUAAGCUUUUUUAAAUACUAGAUUUUAUUAUUUUAAUAGUUGACAGCCUGAGGAAGAUCCAGGUAUUUCUUUUACUGUCUCUCCCCUUUGUGGAAGGUUUUGUGGGUGCUUUUUGCAGUGGUUCAUGCAUCUUCUUUGUUCUAAAAAAGUGAUUAGAACUUCUGUGAACUUUUAAACGAUUGAUUUUUUUUUCCCUCUCUAGAAAUGUGUACCAGUGUUGGUACGUCUGUAUGUAUCAACACGGACAGAAUGUACUACCUGUAGUGGGGGAGAGAGAAUGAAUACACAGUUUAUUUGAACUGUGGUAAAGACUUGUACAAGACAGACCAGCUCUCAGUGCGUUGGUAUCAUUCCUUGUCAAGAGUGUUUCAAGUGCCUUUUUCUGGGAUUACUCACACUGGUCUCUGAAGGUCUGUCUGCAGGAGUGAGAUGGGUGGCCUUUAUCAGCUCUGAAAAAGUCUAAUCAAAUUACCAUUUCCAUUGUAAGAAAUAAAAAUGUCUAGAGUAACUCAAGACUCUUGUCCACUUGAGAAUCUUAAGUCCUGCUCACUAGAACAUGCUCAUUGUGUAUAGUGUAUGUGGCAUAGACGCCUACCCAGCAAGGAGCAUCUUGGAUGAAAAAGAUUGUUUUAGUAGCAUGUGCUCUUCUAAUAAUGGCUGCUCUGAUUGCCAACUAUGGUUUUUAUUCCUUUUCCUCUAAAUAAUUGCUUUUAAAGAAUAAA
Molecule: messenger RNA, 2712 nt
Organism: Chionomys nivalis (European snow vole)
Lineage: Eukaryota; Metazoa; Chordata; Mammalia; Rodentia; Cricetidae
Gene: Trmt6
Product: tRNA methyltransferase 6 non-catalytic subunit
Exons: 11
Coding region: 71-1570 (499 amino acids)
Biological process (GO): tRNA methylation
Cellular component (GO): nucleus; tRNA (m1A) methyltransferase complex
Source: RefSeq, a predicted model, not a curated record